AGUGUUUUGUUGACAAAUUUUUAAAGCACGUUUUGUUGAAUAUUCUGAAAUGGGGAAAUUUAGAACAAAAUUUAAAAAGGCGAAAGGACUUGAAAUUGUUCCUCAAGAAAAUAACGAGGAAGUAAUUCUUAGUGAAAAUCGAAAAUCGGACGAUAAGCCGCUUAAAAAGGAAAAAUGGAUUAAUCGUCAGCGUGUUCUGGUACUUUGUGGAAGAGGUAUAAACUUUCGUGAUCGUCACUUAAUGAAGGAUAUAAAGACUGUAAUGCCACACCAUAAAGCUGAGACAAAGUUGGAACGUUGGAAGACGUUAAGUGUGAUUAAUGAACUUGGCGAGAUGAAGAAUUGUAAUAAAGCAAUGUACUUCGAAGGACGUCACAAACAAGAUCUUUAUAUGUGGCUUUCAAAUCUUCCGAAUGGACCUUCAGCAAAAUUUUAUGUUGAAAAUAUCAGCACAAUGAGUGAGUUGAAACUUACUGGAAAUUGUCUUCGAGGCGCUCGACCACUUCUCUCAUUUGAUGAAAAAUUCUCGAAAUUGCCUCAUUUGAUGCUACUUCGUGAAUUGUUAACCCAGGUUUUUGGCGUUCCAAAUCAUCAUCCAAAAUCCCAACCAUUCGUUGAUCGAGUUUACACAUUCACAUUUCUUGAUAAUCGUAUUUGGUUUAGAAACUAUCAGAUUUUAGCUGAAGAUGGAGCUUUGGCAGAAAUUGGACCACGUUUUGUUAUGAAUCCAGUGAAGAUAUUCGCAGAUUCAUUCACUGGCGAUCCACUUUGGGAGAAUCCAAAUUAUGUCACUCCAGCAAAACAUCGGCGGAUGCUUCGAAUGGCUGCAAAAGAUAAAUACGUCAAUAGAACAGAUGCAAAAGUACGUUAUGAAACAACUCAACCAACUGAAGCUUUCAAUCUCGAUAAAAUUGGACAACAAGUAUUCACAGAUAAUGAAGAAAAAAUGGCUGAGAAACUUGUGGCACAAGAAUCUUCUGAUGUGGAUAUGGACGUUGAAGAUGAUGAGGACAACGAAGAAAAACGAGCUCAAAACGACAUUGAACGCGUUAAGAAACUUAUCGAGAAAUUAAAACCAGGAAAAGAUGGCAAAAAGCUUGUAAAACCGAAAAAGUUUGCGCCUACAACAGCAGGAGGAAAAAUUGUCAAGAAAGCAACCAACAAGAAAUCGAAAAUGAUUCAAAACAUCAUCAAAACUAAGAAACUUGGCAAGAAAAUGAUUGCUCAACGUGUAGGUUUCAGAAAUUUCUCUUUAUCCUCUAGAUUUCUUUGUAACAACAAAAUAAAAGAUCUUUUGGAGAAUGCAGCGACAGGAAAAGCCGAAAAUCCACAAUCUGAAGAUGAAGUUUGGUCAACGAGUCCAUAUCCAGAAGGUGCGGUGUUUUCAGAGAAACGUGAUCAAAGUAAGAAAGUUGAACGAGUCUUACAGGACCCUAAAGAAACUUCAAUAAUACUCUUCCCUGGUCAGGGAAGCCAAUAUGUUGGAAUGGCUGCAAGCUUAGUGAAAAUUCCAGAAGCGCGAGACAUGUUUGAAAUUGCAUCUGAUGUUCUCAAAUAUGACCUUUUAAAGUUGUGCAAUGAAGGACCAAAAAAAAAACUUGACCGCACGAUUUAUGCACAACCAGCAAUCGCUGUUACAUCGCUCGCAUCAUUACAAAAACUCAAAGAAGAAUGCCCCGAUGCAAUUAAUAGGUCUGUUGCAACUGCUGGCUUUAGUUUAGGCGAAAUUACUGCACUUAUAUUUGCUGGCUCAAUUCCAUUCGAUCAGGGAAUAAAAUUAAUUCAAGUUCGAGCUCAAGCGAUGCAAGUGGCAAGUGAACAAUAUCCAUCGGGAAUGGCUACAGUGAUUUACGGACCCGACUCAGAGCUUGGUAAAGCUUGUGAAAAGGCUAAGGAAUGGUGCUUGGAAAGUGGCGUUGAGAAUCCUGAAUGUUGCAUCGCAAAUUUUCUUUUCCCACAUUGCAAAGUCGUUGCUGGCAGUCUCGAAGCUUUAAAUUUCCUCGAAAAGAAUGCGAAAGAAUAUAAAUUGAGAAGAGUUAAACGUCUCCCAGUCUCUGGGGCUUUCCACACAAAGCUUAUGGAGUCAGCUGUUGAACCUUUUACAGAAGCACUGAAGAAAAUAAGAAUAGAAGAGCCGAUGAUCGCCGUUCACUCAAAUAUCCACGGAAAAAUUUAUCGUUCAGUUUCACAUAUUCUCAAAGAAUUACCCAAACAAAUUGUGAAACCAGUGAGAUGGGAGCAGCUUCUUCACAUAGUUUACGAACGUAAACAAGGCGUGCAAUUCCCAAAAACCUACGAAUGCGCCCCUGGAAAUACUUUAACUACGAUCUUGAAACAAGUCAACGCAAAAGCUUGGAGCACGGCAUUGAAUGUUGAUCGGAAAGAUUUCAAAGACGAGAGAAAAGUUGAAGCUGCUCAAUCUUGAAUGGAAAAAAGAAUUUAAAAUAGUAAAAAUGAAUAAAAUUUAAAAUAUUU
Messenger RNA from Clunio marinus, 2475 nucleotides. The record is from the annotation of a GenBank genome assembly. Lineage: Eukaryota; Metazoa; Arthropoda; Insecta; Diptera; Chironomidae.